This is a messenger RNA of Lodderomyces oxycetoniae, 1014 nucleotides long. RefSeq lists its product as uncharacterized. Gene Ontology annotation, cellular component: nucleolus; small-subunit processome. The record is from RefSeq and is a predicted model, not a curated record. Gene Ontology annotation, biological process: maturation of SSU-rRNA from tricistronic rRNA transcript (SSU-rRNA, 5.8S rRNA, LSU-rRNA). The coding region runs from base 1 to 1014 and encodes 337 amino acids. Lineage: Eukaryota; Fungi; Ascomycota; Pichiomycetes; Serinales; Debaryomycetaceae. The transcript has a single exon.
AUGUCUGAGGUGGAUAAUCUAUUAAAGUCAAUUGUAUCAUCCACAGAGGCGGCCAAGUUGGCUGUAGAAGAGCUUAAUCAAAAUGUGCUGAGUCCUGUCCAAGAGUCUAAUGAUUUAGUACAGAAUCUAUUACAAAAAUCAAGACAAAAAGAGCCAGAAGGGAUUUCCUUGCUACUGUUAAAGAAUCAAGCGUUAUUGUCGUAUAUAAACAAUUUGGUAUUGGUUGCUCUUGGUAAAAUAGAGCGACUUGAAAGUGACGAAAAUGCUGAAAGAUGCUCAGAAGCAGUGGAAAGAACAAUAGUACAGCGUGUGACAUUGGAAAAAGGUGUAAAACCACUUGAGAGGAAGAUAAGCUAUCAAAUUGAAAAUCUUGUAAAGGCAUAUAACAAAAUGGAGAGUCGGCAGAAGGAAGUGGUAAAAAAGGAUCAUGAAAAAGAUGAGAAUGACCAAGAAAGCUCCAAUGAGAUUGAUUCUGAGGAAGAAGAAAAUGAUGAUGAGUUAGCUUUCAGACCAGAUGCAUCUGCAUUGACUAAAUUGGCAUCCAAGACGACUGGAAUCUCGUCGAGUUCUGCCACCACCUCCUCCGAAAAAUAUAAGCCUCCCAAGAUAUCAGCAGUUGCGCCUCCCACGUCCCUCAGAGAAACAGGUUCUAAAGGAGACAAGACCAAGAGAUUGCAAAGUAUGGAGGAGUAUUUACAAGAACAAAGUGACUUGCCUACAGCGGAAGCUAGUAUUGGCUCCACUAUUGUUGCCCAUGGACGUGGAGGUGUAAAGACUCAACACGACAGGAAGAAGGAAAAGGAAAUACAGGCUUACGAAGAAUCAAACUUUACGAGAUUGCCCACGGCGCAAACAAAGAAAAACUUUAGACAGAAACAGAGAGAUUUGGCCAAUCAGUUUGCCGGUGAAGAUUGGAGUAUGUUUAAUAACAAUGAUACGAAAAUGAGUGAGGGGACUUCUAGAAAGAGGAAGCCGAAAACGUCUUGGGAUAGAGUAAAGAAAAAACAUUCAUAG